Molecule: messenger RNA, 1233 nt
Organism: Triticum urartu
Lineage: Eukaryota; Viridiplantae; Streptophyta; Magnoliopsida; Poales; Poaceae
Source: RefSeq, a predicted model, not a curated record
GGGGAGGGCACCAUGGUUCGCGACAGUGCGACGAAGUGUUUGAUGUAAUGUGAGAGAGAGAGAGUGAGGGGAGAAGGAAGAUGAAGACCCAGUCAACAUGUCCAUGUGGCAGUUAUUUUUCCAAGAGGACACCCGCGACCGCCUCCUGCAACUCCAGCACCGCCUGCAGGACCUCCAGCCGACGACGGCGCCCCCACCGCCACCCCUGCGGACGCGGACGCCACUCUCGGCGAGCUCGCCUCCAACCUCUGACGCGUACGCCGACGCCCACGCCACGAUGCGAUGCUCGCGCAGCAGUUCCCGGUCCGCCCCAGAUCCCAGGCCCAUGCCCUCGACCGCGUCAUGGCCGCCGUCCUGGCCAUCAAGUUGUUGGAGGAGCACCUCAUCCCGCGCUGCGCUGAGUGCCUCGCCAGAGGCAAGGCCCCCGUCCCCGGAAAGACCCCCGACUCCUCCACCUCCUCGCCGGACAGCAGCCCCGACAGGGACGACCCGGACCCGGUUGUGGCCGCCACCGAGGCCCUUGCCAAGGUCGACCUCUCCGACGACCCGGACACCACCGCCACCGCCAAGUCCGGCUCCAGCAAGCCCCGUCAGGCAGCCAGAGGCGGCGGCGGCGACGUGGGCAAGUCGCUCGACUACAUGUACUGCGCGUGCAGGAUCGCUCGCCGUGAAGCGCAUCGACAUCGCCGUCUCCGUCCUCUCCCACUUCAUGGAGCCCAAGAAGCUCGCCAGCCUCGCCGAGUGACGCGUGGAGCGGCAGCAGCAGCAGGACGCCUCCGUGCCAUUCCUCGUGGGCGGCAACGAGGUCAGCUUCGGUUGCCCCGGCAGCUUCAGGCCACCAUCGCCGGGCGCCGACGUGCUCCCCCUCCUCCACUCCGGCCACAACCUGGGCAGCAGGCGCUCGUCAUGAUCAAGGCGUCCUGCGGGUUAAUUUCCAUAUACAGUAGGGGGCUGAAUGCAAAAUGGGGUGCGCUGACCGGCUCGGCCGAGCUGGCUCCACUUGGCGGCUGUUCAUUGGCCCAGGACCAAAUUUGCACCUUGAGAACAAGUUGGAGGAUCAAAUAAUCUACUUUUGCAAGUUUGAGGACCAAAUCAUCACAUGUAAGACAAGUUUGAGGACCUGCGGUGCUAUUACCUCCUUUUCCAACUUAGCCUGACGGACGGGCCUGAACAGUCAAUGAUGUCAUCAAAGUGUUCAAUAUUCGCCGUCAGUGUAUUUUGUCAUUGCCAUUU